Messenger RNA from Gasterosteus aculeatus aculeatus (three-spined stickleback), 2605 nucleotides. Its product is annotated as peptidyl-prolyl cis-trans isomerase FKBP4-like. Gene Ontology annotation, molecular function: peptidyl-prolyl cis-trans isomerase activity; protein binding. Lineage: Eukaryota; Metazoa; Chordata; Actinopteri; Perciformes; Gasterosteidae. The record is from RefSeq and is a predicted model, not a curated record.
CAGUCGCCACACUGCACGUAAAGCGUGGACUGAAAGUAACCUACCCCCCCCCCAAAAAAAAAGCUCUUACUCCACUCCGAUUAAAGAGUGACCGGUGCACGACGGAUAGCACGUUCUUCUCGCAGCUCGCCGGGAGCUGUAACGUGUGUAGAGAUUUGUUUUACUCCCAAUAGCAUUCACAAGAGUAACGUUAUUAGGAGGAGGGGUGAAAUCUUCGCUCCGCGACGAUGACUGCAGAGGAGCAGACGAGUGAAGGACAGCACGCCAUCCCGAUGGAGGGGGAGGACAUCACGCCGAAGAAGGACGGCGGCGUGUUAAAGCUGGUGAAAAGGGAAGGAACGGGCGCGGAUCUGCCCAUGACCGGCGACAAGGUCUUCGUGCAUUACGUGGGCACGCUUCUGGAUGGCUCUCCGUUUGACUCGAGCAGAGACCGAGGAGAGAAGUUCUCCUUUGAGUUGGGCAAAGGUCAAGUGAUAAAGGCAUGGGACAUCGGUAUAGCCUCCAUGAAAGUGGGGGAGCUGAGCCAACUCAUCUGUAAGCCCGAGUACGCUUAUGGAUCUGCAGGCAGUCCCCCCAAAAUACCCCCCCAUGCUACACUAGUUUUUGAGGUGGAACUGUAUGGAUUUCGAGGCGAGGACAUAACGGAGGAUGAGGACGGUGGGAUCGUCCGUCGCAUUAUCACUAAAGGGCAGGGAUAUUCCAAGCCCAAUGAAGGCGCUUCUGUUGACGUAACUGUCGUGGGUUCCUGCGAGGGACGAGUGUUUGAUGAGAGAGAGCUAAAGUUUGAGCUCGGCGAUGGUGAGGGCCUGGGCUUCCCGGUCGGCGUUGAGAAGGCGAUCAUGGUUAUGGAGCAGGAAGAGGAGGCCCUCUUCUAUAUUAAGCCCAAAUAUGGCUUUGGGAAUGAAGGCAGUGCCAAGUACAACAUUCCUGGCGGAGCAACACUCCAAUACAAAAUCAAGCUGACGGCUUUUGAGAAGGCUAAGGAAUCGUGGGAGAUGAACACAGCCGAGAAGCUGGAGCAGAGCCGCAUUGUCAAAGACAAGGGAACCCAGUAUUUUAAGGAGGGAAAGUACAAGCAGGCGUCGGUGCAGUACAAAAGGAUCGUGUCGUGGCUGGAACAUGAAUCUGGGUUGUCGGAGGAAGACCAAGAGAAGGCAACCACCUUGCAAUUGGCCGCACACCUGAAUUUAGCCAUGUGCUUCCUUAAACUACACGAGCCGAAUCAAGUCCUAGAAAAUUGUGACAAGGCUCUGGGGUUGCAAGCAUCUAAUGAGAAGGCUUUGUUCCGAAGGGGAGAGGCACUGUUUGGUAUGAAGGAGUACGACAGAGCGAGAGAUGACUUCCAGCAGGUGGUUCAACUCUAUCCUGCCAACAAGGCUGCCAAGAGCCAGGUGAAUCUUUGUCAGAAACGUAUCAAGGAGCAGCAUGAGAAGGACAAACGCAUCUACGCCAACAUGUUCCAGAAGUUUGCAGACAGGGAUUCAAAGAAAGAAGCAGACAAUGUGAAGAGCGAUGGCAAGACGAGCGGCGAUGACGGCAUGGAAGUUGAGAACGGAGAAAAGGAAGCUGCCAGUGACUCAAAGGCGUAGAUAGACACGACCAGACGGUUCAUCGGUGCUUCAGACUUUUGUAACUUCAGCUAUUUGUGUUUUUGUGCGUGUGUUUACGUGCGUGCGUGUGCGUGCGUGUGCGUGCGUGCGUACCAGCCUAUCAACAAGUGCACCGGCUUAAGGAGCGUCUUCGCUGGCUUUCUGUGUCCCCGGGUUCUAUUGCUUUGGUGGGUGGAGCUUCUCCAGCUGAUGGCAGCAUUCAAGGUGGUUUUAAUAAAUGAAUAGUGUGCCACGACGUCCCCCACCUCUGAUCCCUCUCAACCCAACAGCUUUGAACAGUGCAUGCGUUUUUUCGGUAGGAUAAAAAGUGCAUCCAAGUGUUAAUGCAGAAUUUCACCCGUUAAGGGCUAGACCAUUCAUCUCGCUCAACCCCCCCCUCCCUCUGCCCUUCAUGUUUUCUGCCAUCCAUCGAACACUCCUCACGGGGCUACUGAUCAUGAUGAUGGUUGUGUGUACUUGUGUCUGAAUGUGAGCGCGACUGAGUCCUAAAGUACAUAUGUAGGACCACUGUGGAUAGGUGGAGUAAUACGAAGUUAACCUGGAAUAGCUGUUGAACUUUGAACUUUCCUCUCGAUCUAAAGAUGGCGCUCCUCCGUAGCCCCCGGGUUCCAUGACUGUUUACCUUUUACCUUGGAAAUAUUGACUGUACUUUUUUCCCGGUGUUGUGCUUCUGACUUUUGUUCUAAAAAUUAUAAACAAUGACUUUUAACUGGAAUAUGUGGAUUUCAAAGCAGCUACAAACGGAAUGAAUUAGCCUGUCCUGGACACACGUAAUAAAACAGUUGGUAUUAAUGUACUGUCAAAGAAGUAGAUGAAUGCACGUGUGCUUGUACAGCCAAUCGAAAUCAGGCUGUUGAAGACUGUAUGCCAGAACACGAAUACGAGCCCUGUGAGCCCAUGUAGGACAACUGGUCUGUGGGUGUUCUGUGUUGAGCUCAUGUCUUUUGGAAGGUUUGAAAGAAAGGUGUAAUAAAUACCUACAAUUUGAUACUGUA